Molecule: messenger RNA, 2265 nt
Organism: Thamnophis elegans (Western terrestrial garter snake)
Lineage: Eukaryota; Metazoa; Chordata; Lepidosauria; Squamata; Natricidae
Product: 4F2 cell-surface antigen heavy chain-like
Exons: 9
Coding region: 756-2114 (452 amino acids)
Biological process (GO): carbohydrate metabolic process; amino acid transport
Source: RefSeq, a predicted model, not a curated record
UGGAGCACUCACAGCCUCUGAAGGGAAGCUGCCCCACUGAUUGAUGGUCCUCACUGUCCGGCUGUUUUCCCUUCGUUGUAAAUUGGUUCUCCCCUUGAGGAGCUUCCUUCCGUCACACCUUCAGGUGCUUUGGAGGAUAGGUUGACCAAGAGAAGAUCCCCCCCCCCUGCACAUCCUGUCCUCUCCUCUUUAAUUGGAAUUAUAUUGUUAUGGUUAAUAUUUCCCAUGGUUUUACUCUCUUGAAUGUUGCAAGGCACCCAGACGUGGCUGUGGGGAGGUGGGAGGGCCAGGCAAGUGAAAUAAGGAACUGCUUAACAGCUGCCUCUCUUGGUCCCAAUUACAGCCGUAAGCCAAGGACUGCCUGCAGUCUGCCUGUUUUCAGGGGCCUCCGAUAGCCUGGGGGGGCUGGCUGGUUUCCCUCUGCCCUUGGGGUCUUGCUCCAGAGAGCAGAAGGCCAGGAAGUGGACAGAAGCGGCUGCUGGAUCUGAGGCUUCUUCGCUCUUCAAAUAUUGUCCUAGGGCUGCUAAUGGCUCCUCAAGGCCUGGCCAUCCCCCACCCCCACCCCCCACCCCGCCCCCAAUGCAAGAGGUUUUGGUGGGAAGAGGCUUCAGCUGCACCUUCCUAUCAGGCUGGGUGGGGGGAGGCUCCAGAAACAGCCCCUACCCUGCAGCCCCUCUUCCCGCCCUCUUCAGACCGUUGCAGGUGGAGGAGAUCCAGGCGGAAAGCGAGCUUCGUGCCCCAAGGAGUGAGGAAGGAUGGGCAAACUGGGAGACGGCGCCACCCCCGUGCACAGUGAGCACCUGCCCUUGCUGGCCAAAGCAGCCCCCAGCGCCACCUACCUGAGCCAGCAGGAAGUGGCCGAGCAGGGCAGCGCUGCCCCCUGGCCCGGACUCCGCAAAGCCCUGAUCAGCCUGCUGGGCGGCCUCUUCACCUGCAUGCUGCUUCUGGCCGUGGCCCUGCUCUUCUCCCUGCCCCGGCCUCGCCCACCCCUGGGCUGGUGGCAAAAGGCUGCCUUCUACCACCUGCCCCCGUCCUCCUUCCUGGACUCGGAUGGCGAUGGGUGGGGGGACCUGGCAGGCGUCAGGCAGCAGCUGGACCAGCUGGCAGCCCUGCCCAUCCAAGCCUUGGUGUUGGGCCCUAUCCUUGAAGGCGGAGGGGCCAACCUGACCCAGAUCGUCCCUGCCCGUGGAUCGCUGGCACAGCUGCAAGCUCUGCUGACUGACGGGCACAAGAGAGGAAUCCGAAUUCUGCUCGAACUUCCGCCUUGGGGAGAAGAGGGUGACGCAUCAGCUGAGAGCAAUCAGACAGUGAAGCUCCUCAAGGAGGCCCUACAGUUUUGGCAGUCCGAAGGCGUGCACGGUUUUUUGGUGGCCAAAGACCCUGCCUGGUGCCUCCUCACGGUAUUGAAGGCCUGGGGCGCCCUUGAUGACCGGAGGCAGAACGAUCCACGGGACGAACGGGCCCUCAUCGUGUGGGACCGGAGCGAGACCUGCGGAGCUUCUCAGGGGAUGCCCAGCAGGGUCAUCCUCACCUGCCACCUGCCAGGAACCCAGAGAAAUCUCUCUGCUCAGGCGCUGCUGCAGCUGGCACAGGGGUCCCUGCAGCCCCCUGGCACGCCGUGGCCCAGCUGGGCAGUGCCCAGGGAAUCCUCGCCCAUUGGUGGCUGGGGGGAAAUCCUUGGGGUGCUGCUCUUCACCCUCCCAGGAGUGCCACUGGUGCAAGGGGGGCCAAGUUCACCGCUUCCGCUGGAGUUCGAGCUGAUGGAAGGAAAGCGCAGGAGACCCCCGCUGGCAGCCCUGUACCAGUCCCUCCUGGAACUGCACGCAAAGUCCUUCUCCUUACAGGACACCAACUUCAGCCCUCUGCCCCUCCCCAGCCAUGCCGAGGACCUCGUGGCUUUCCUCCGGCCAGGCGCCUGCUCCAGCCUCCUGGUCAUCCUCAACCUGGGGCUGCAGCCCACCCAGCUCAGCCUGAAGGAGCUCAGCUUCUCCGGCCAGGCCAAGGUAGUGCUCAACACCCACGCCGAGCCCCAGAAAGAAGCCAGUGUGGAGAUGGUGAGGCUGGUGCCCCAGCAGGCCCUCCUGCUCCAGGUGCCCCGAGGAUACCAGCCGUGACGGGCAGCCACGGAAUUCAGCCAACCGGCAGCCCAAGGAUGAGAAAGGAGCCACACGCGGCGGCCUCUGGUGGGGUUUGGGCCGAUGCGCGUGAUGCUCCUGCCUGAAUUACCUGGCUGCUGUAAUUGCCUUCUGCAAAUCAGUAAAGUUG